Messenger RNA from Mollisia scopiformis, 1686 nucleotides. Its product is annotated as ankyrin. NCBI's taxonomy places the organism in Eukaryota, Fungi, Ascomycota, Leotiomycetes, Helotiales, Mollisiaceae. The record is from RefSeq and is a predicted model, not a curated record. The transcript has a single exon. Bases 178 to 1485 code for a protein of 435 amino acids. Gene Ontology annotation, molecular function: protein binding.
UGGUCCACAACCACGAACAAUCAAACUGUUACGAUUCUUCGGCACUCAAUUAUCUUUUCGCAAAAAUGGACCAGAACUACUUGUCAUUUCUUUGUCAACAAUGUCGGAAAACAUUCUAUACACGUACAGACUACAAGUACAGUCCUUGCGCUUUGUCACACGCUUACCGACUGAUCUAUGAGUAGUCGGCAUACAAAAAAGCACGAAAAACUCUUUUCAUGCCUCCUCUGUCCAUCUAAAUUCGGCCUCAAGAGUGAUCUGGAUCGACACAGGCCUACCCAUCAACAAGUUCAAAUCAAGUACAAAUGCCCGUUCCCAGGAUGCAAUUCCAGAGGAAUGGCUCGAAAAGACAAUCUGAAGCAGCAUAUCAAGAAGAAACAUAACUCAGCAGCCCGACAAACCGCCGAAAUAAAAGAUCCAAAUGAAGCUCAAGAUACAACCCAAUUCUUGGAGGCCAAUGCACAUGCACGAAAUCUAGAGCUAUUGGAAGCUGUAUCGGUGGGAGAGGAAGAGAGAGUCAGAGAGCUGAUUUUGGAAGGGAAAAGUCUUGCUCUCAAGAGUAGGGAAGCGCUAUCCGCCAUUUCGAUUGCCGUCGACAAAGGCCAGACAAGAAUCUUAGAGAUACUCAUGGAAGAGGAAGAUUACUGGUACUACCGCCGCUCAUUUCUAUCCGAAGCCAUCGGAAAACACAGUGUUAAGAUGGUCAAAGCGAUACUCGAUGGUGAAAUUCGAGCCAAGGAGCCACUAGACCUUGAACAGCCUUUGGAUCAAGCCAUCCUGCGUGGUAGUGCAGAAAUCGUGCGAAUGAUACUUGAUGCAACUAAGGAGCCACCAAAUUAUUUAGGUUCGGUUGAAGCAGCCAUCCGAAGUGGCAGUGUCGAGAUCGUGCGAAUGAUACUUGAUGCGAUCAAGGAGCCACUAAUCCUUCAACGAUCCUUGGCUGAAGCCAUUCGAUGCGGUAAUGCUGAAAUCUUGCAGUUAAUGCUUGACACUCUUGAAAGGCAUGGCACCUUGGACUUAAUCGGUAUUGAAUCGUGUAUAGUCCGCGCCGCUUUGAGUGGAAGAGUAUUUGUUAUGCGUAUGCUUAUCCAAUACUGCACAAAGAUGCACCAGGAGAACCCUUUGGCUCUGCUCAUAACCGAGGAUGUCGACGCGGUCCUACCUGUUGUAUUUCGUCCAGACAACAUCAACCGCCGCUUUGGGGAUCCCGGGGUUACACUGUUGCAUUUAGUGGUACUCAGGCGCCCGCAAUUGAUCAACUUACUUCUUGAAGGCGGUUUCGAUAUCAACGCUAAAGCCAGAUUCCGUAGUACACCCUUAUCCUAUACUCUCCGUCGAUUUUACUACAUCUCGGUUCCCAACCACGACCUUGUCAAUAACGAAGUUGUCAAAUCUCUCCUCGAUGCAGGAGCUAAGAUAUCCCCCGGCGACUUGGCUUCCAUGCCCCUGGAUCUUCGAGCAAAUUAUUGCAAGCCAUCUUAUUGAGCAUACUGUACAGGGAAUCAAAUGUUAGAUAGGGUCUUAGAUGAAUCUAGCAGUAUGUAUGUGGAAGAGUUAUGAAGUGGUCUUAGCGGAGUUUCGGAGGAUCAAAAUCUAUGUUCAACGCUAUAUGAGACAACUCAUCAGAAAGAAGCUGGAAAGAAUGUCAUGAAGACCUUUGCUCUAUGAAUUACAGUGGCAUCAGCC